This is a messenger RNA of Linum trigynum, 2784 nucleotides long. NCBI's taxonomy places the organism in Eukaryota, Viridiplantae, Streptophyta, Magnoliopsida, Malpighiales, Linaceae. The record is from the annotation of a GenBank genome assembly.
UUAAAGGGAAAACACUGGUUAAAUGAGUUUAUUGACCAAUACCACUACCAGUUCAAAUAAACGGAAAAUGACGACAAUAUCAAUGUUAUUGCCAAUGUUAGACUGCCUGGUACAAAGUAACUGGUAGAGGCUGACAAUGCAAUGUACUGUUAGACACAUAACUACCAGUAGAAAACCAACAUGGGAUCGAUGGAGUGGUACUUGCACCACUAGAAUGGUACUAGUAAUCUAGUACCACUGCACUGGUACCUAUACGGAUGGAAUGGUAUUUGUAUCACUGCACUGGACUGGUACUAAUACUUGUACCGCUGCACUGGUACUUGUAUUACUAGUUUGGUGAUUGUAUCACUUGACUCAAAUCAUGGAGAACCCUAAAUUCAUAGACCCAAAUCACUAAUACACAGAAAACCUAAAAUACCACUACCAAUCGAGACAAUACCACUCCAAUCUAAAAUACACACCACAAGCAGAACGUUGCAAACCUAGCCGACAAUGGGAAAUAAGACACAACAGAGGGAGGACAACGGAUGGGAGCUCUGCGAUGAACUGAGAAGCAAAGAAAACCCGGUCAGAUGGAGGACAACAAAUAAGUAGAGUCGCUGCAUAAUGAAGAUGACGGAGAACGAACAGGGGAACGAAAGAGAAGACGAAGCGGAAAUCAAAUGGAAAGAAGAAGGGAAUACGUAGGGAUUUCAUAUACCUUAAGUUUUGAUGCACACGUAGAUUCACCAAGACAGAAGGGGGGACGAUGUCAGAAGGGAAUCUCCAGCAAAGGAUUUGAUCGAAGAUGAACAAGAACCAGUUUAGAACCGGUGGAGAUGUACAGAGGUUUUUUUUGGGAGACAAACGGGUUGGGAAAGAAAGGAAAGACAAUUAUUUCUCUCUCAAAAAAUUAUUUCCUUUUUGAAACAUCAUUUAUGUAGGGUGAUGAGAGAGGGGGUGUGAGAUCUAGUGUGGCUGGUACUAAAAUCGCCGCUGAGGAAUCUAGACCGCUGGAUUGAGAGGAAGCGGAAUGGAGGGCUCUGGGAAGUGAAACUCACAACCCUCUUAGGGGUUGUGACGCUAUCCAAUCCCAAAAAAAAAAACAAUACUUUAUUAUUUUUUUUAUCCUAUCUAUCAUAUAAUCCAAAAGCCUUGGGCAAAGGGUCAGUCACUACUCACUAGACCCACUACCACGCCUCCUUGGCCAAUAAGACAGAAAAAAAUUUCGUUAAAAUCCUUUCUGCCAAAUAAAUAAAUGCCCUCUCGAUUAAUCGACGGUCCAAACCUUCUCCUUCUCUUCAUCUGACGGCUAAUAUCGCUCAACAUCGAAACAAAUUCGAUAAAUAAAUAAUAAUUCUCGACCGUUUAAAAAGAAAAAAGGUCCGAUAUUAGGUCUCCCCGGCUAGCUAUAUAAGAUCCCAAACCAACCGAGCCAAAGCAUUCCCACUGCUCCGAGCUCCACUCACACGAAGAAACACUCUCCUCUCCAUUGCCCUGUGAGCUGUGAUCCUUUUUCUGGGUUUUUGAAGGUUUGAUUUCUUAGCUCGCGAGAUCAACCAUGGUGAAAGGUCCGGGACUCUACUCCGAAAUCGGAAAGAAGACACUAGAUCUGUUGUACAAGGAUCAUCACGGCGACCAGAAGUUCAGUGUCGCCACCGUCUCUCCCACCGGAGUUGCGGUUACCUGUUCUGCAACGAAGAAAGGAGAGCUGUUUUUUGCUGAUGUCAAUACUCAGCUGAAGAACAAGAAUGUGACAACUGAUAUCAAAGUGGACACUGGAUCCAACCUUCAUACCACUAUUACUGUUGAUGAACCUGCUCCUGGGCUGAAGGCAAUCUUUAGCUUCAAAGUUCCAGAUCCAAGGUCUGGAAAGAUGGAGCUUCAGUACAAGCAUGAGUAUGCUGCUGUAACUUCAAGCAUUGGCUUGACAGCAAACCCUAUUGUCAACUUCUCUGGUGUUGUUGGAAGUGAUGCCUUGGGCCUGGGUGCGGAUGUUUCCUUUGAUACCAAGACUGGAAAUUUCACUAAGUGCAAUGCAGCAUUGACCUAUGUCAAUGCUGAUCUUGUUGGUGCUCUGAGUUUGAACAACAAGGGUGAUUCUCUGGUUGCUUCCUACUACCACUCCGUGAACACUUUCACUGCUAUUGGUGCUGAGGUGGCCCACAGCUUCUCUUCCAAUAAGAACAGCAUCACCGUCGGCACCCAGCACGCUUGGGACCCGUUGACAUCAGUGAAGCUCCGCUUGAACAACAGUGGCAGGGCAAAUGCUCUGAUCCAGCACGAGUGGCGGCCAAAAUCCUUCUUCACUGUCACUGGAGAGGUGGAAUCCAAGAACAUUGAAAAGAGUGCCAAGGUGGGAUUUUCUCUUGCUCUCAAGCCAUGAGCAAGCAUUACAGGCCCGUUUUUGCUGGAAGGGAAAGCCUUUUUAAUUUUGGGAUUCUGCAGUAUAGUUUCACUUCUCGGUUUAGCUUUUGAUGACUAUUUUGCUCUUAGAGCUCGGUUGUUGACUUAUUCGGAAGGGUUCUUGUGAUGCCUUUAUUUCCAUGUUCGUCAAUGUGCAAAUAAAACUAACGUUCUUUCAAAUUAAUUCUGGAGUGUAUGUUAGUUGCACACAGACUCAAACAAGAGGUCGAGCAAAAGCCUUUUUCUUUGCGGAUUUGACACCCAAAGUCAUUAAUUCAAACACCUUAAAGCAAAGCAAACUACAGAAACCAGCUAAAAAGAAAUAGUUGCUAUUACCAUUGGGUGUUGGGGGUGGGAGGGGCGCUGAAGUUAUUGCCUUGCACACUCUUCCAUCAUUGA